Molecule: messenger RNA, 1713 nt
Organism: Neodiprion virginianus
Lineage: Eukaryota; Metazoa; Arthropoda; Insecta; Hymenoptera; Diprionidae
Product: limbic system-associated membrane protein-like
Exons: 10
Coding region: 39-1328 (429 amino acids)
Cellular component (GO): neuron projection
Source: RefSeq, a predicted model, not a curated record
GCGGCACGCGCCCCCUUCGAAACCGACGCGGCUUCUAUAUGGAACGUGCAGGACGCGUCACUGUUCCGAGCCGGAUUGCAGGGGCUCUCGUCCUCGGUGCGGCCGCCUUUUUCCUACCCGUUGCUCGCCCCGAACACAUCGUUUCAGAGCCGAAUUUCAAGGAGCCAAUCACCAACGUCACAGCACCGGUUGGACGAGAAGCGAUCCUUGCCUGCGUCGUCAAAGAUCUUGGCGUUUACAAGGUGGCCUGGUUAAGGGUCGACACUCAGACCAUACUGACGAUCGCUGGUCACGUGAUAACGAAGAAUCAUCGGAUCGACGUUAAGCACAGCGAUCAUCUGAUCUGGUAUCUUCACAUUCGAGAAGUCCGGGAGACCGACAGAGGCUGGUACAUGUGCCAGAUAAACACCGACCCGAUGAAAAGCCAAAGAGGUUACCUCGACGUGGUUGUUCCACCGGACAUCCUGGACUAUCCAACCAGCACUGAUAUGGUCGUUCGAGAGGGAAGCAACGUUACCCUUAGGUGCGCUGUUACUGGGUCACCAACGCCUACUAUAACGUGGAGACGCGAGGACAGCCGUCCCAUUCCUUUAGGAAAUGGUGUCACCAGCAUCGAGGGUCCAUUCUUCAACAUCACGAAGGUGAACCGACUCCACAUGGGAUCUUAUCUCUGCAUCGCGUCCAACGGAGUUCCACCCUCGGUCAGCAAGAGGAUAACGCUAAUCGUUCACUUUCCGCCCAUGAUUUGGGUUCAGAAUCAACUCGUCGGGGCGAGGGAAGGCCAGCAGAUGACACUCGGCUGCCAUUCCGAGGCCUACCCCAAAUCCAUCAACUACUGGACUCGCGACGAGGGCCAAAUCGUCCCUCAGGGGGGUAAAUACGAACCCUCGAUAUUCGAGGACGCCUACACGGUUCACAUGAAUUUGACGAUCAGAUCGGUGGGUCCGUCGGAUUUCGGAGCUUACAAAUGCGUUUCGAAAAAUUCACUCGGCGAUACCGAUGGGAGCAUCAAACUUUACGAAAUUCCUUCGAGUUCCGGUUCCCGUUCAACUUACGGCAACGGGACGAAGUACAAAGGAAAAAUGGGUAAAAAUUAUGGCAACAAUUACGUAGACGGGGAUCCGAAUGUUCUGAAAAAAAUAGACCUGAAGCUGCGAGGUCGUAAGGAAAAUGGAAGGGAUGACGACGAGGAUUAUGACGAGACUUCGGGGGCGGAUUCUCGCGGUCGAAUGUCAGCGACUUCGACGCUGUUUUCGUCGCUGAUUUUUGCCAUUUUGAGCCAACGCAGAUUAUUUGGAGAUUUGCAAACGCAGUUGCUUCCUGCCUGAGAAACAUUAGGAAUAUAGAGAAAAGUAAUAAAGGUUUUUAGUUGCCUUCGUUUUUACUUUCACCUCGUUCAACCGACAAACAAACGUCGCAAUAUAUAUUCUCAAAAUAUGUAUCUAUUGUAAUCGCACGGAUCGAAACGCGAGUAGAACAAGUAUUUUCGAUAUAAUCAGUUGAAUAUAUGACGCGUAGGUAAAUCACACGAAACACACGCAAGAACACGUUGUAGGUAUUUGAAAAUAGAACAUUUCCAUGCUGGAGAUACGCUUGUAUAAUGUAAUAAUUAUGUAAAUAAUAAUAAUAAUGAUAAUAAUAAUAACAGCAACAACAAUAACAUUAUCGUAUACCAUUGUAUAAUAUAUAAAGACAGUAAAAAUUUUCACUAUA